This is a messenger RNA of Penicillium paradoxum, 870 nucleotides long. RefSeq names its product putative HIT finger domain protein. Bases 1 to 870 code for a protein of 289 amino acids. The transcript has a single exon. Gene Ontology annotation, biological process: chromatin remodeling. NCBI's taxonomy places the organism in Eukaryota, Fungi, Ascomycota, Eurotiomycetes, Eurotiales, Aspergillaceae. Gene Ontology annotation, molecular function: nucleosome binding. Gene Ontology annotation, cellular component: Swr1 complex. The record is from RefSeq and is a predicted model, not a curated record.
AUGUUCCGCGUCGAACUCGUCUCAGACACCUCAACCGCCACACCAGGCUGGUCCUAUGCCCCAUCCCGGGGCUUCGACCCCACCCAAGCGAUGGCCCCAACCCUCGGCCGCAAACGCGGCAUCCGCGACGCCGGCAAGGGCGGCGACAUCUCCUCACGCCAAGCGAACGCAAUCGCACGCCACAUCGCCGAACUCGACCGCGAGAACCAACGCGACGUAUCCAUCCCCGCACCGGUGAAGCAAGCCCGCGAAGCCGGCGCCCGCGGCACGCGAGCAAAGACCACCUCCAACGUGCGCCGCAUCCUAACAUCCCAAAAGACCUUCCGGAACCACCUCGACGACGAAGAAGCCGCCAUCGCCUCCGGCAGCGGCGGAAUCAGCGGGAUGCAGGGCGCGACGGGCGCGAGCGUAACGCAGGCACGCGGGAGCAUUGCGGGAAAGGGAGGCAAGGCUGCUGCGCGGCGCAGCUCGACGCCCGCUAGCACGAGUGGCGUUAAGCGGUCUUCGGUGGCUAUGGGUGUGACUGCGGCAUCGACGCCUGCGUCGGCGGCCGAGACGGAGGCGGAAACGGAUGAUGAUGCGCCCCGGAAACCGAAACUCAUCAAGUCGGAACAUGAUAAUGAUCCGCUCUUGCGGUCGUAUGCGCCCCCUGUGCCUUCGGAUCGGCUUAUGCAGAGGCUGUUGGCGGAACCGCCGCUUUCUUAUAAUGCUUCGCGAGCGAAGCCGUUAGCGUCGGCGCGGCCGGGGAGGCAUUUUUGUUGUAUGUGUGGAUAUUGGGGGAAGAUCCGGUGCAAGAGUUGUCAUUUGAGGACUUGUGGGUUGGAUUGUUACAAGGUACAUGAGGAUUCGAGGUGUGGUGCUUUCUUCUAG